This is a messenger RNA of Neurospora crassa OR74A, 1979 nucleotides long. RefSeq lists its product as hypothetical. Gene Ontology annotation, cellular component: nucleus; 90S preribosome. Lineage: Eukaryota; Fungi; Ascomycota; Sordariomycetes; Sordariales; Sordariaceae. The transcript has a single exon. The record is from RefSeq and is a predicted model, not a curated record. The coding region runs from base 137 to 1876 and encodes 579 amino acids. Gene Ontology annotation, biological process: maturation of SSU-rRNA.
UGAAAAGUGCAACAACCGAUGGCUGCACUUCUGCUGCAGGCGCAACGCUCCCCGAAAUUCCAAUUGACAGUUUGACUCUCAACCAACCGAACUCGAUUUGCGCAACGGGACGUCCCGAGCCAUCUUAAUCACGAAUAUGCAGUCCCUCGGGAAAAGAAAGAGAAGCGAGGAGGAUGACGUCGAAAAGGUUUUUGCCAAGUACUGGGGCGAGCUGCACCACGCCCUCAAAGUCGCCAAAGGCUUUGAGAGACAGCGCCAGUCCAAGCGACUCCACGACCGAAGCACACCACAGGACAAGAAGGCCAGGAUAGAAAAUGAAAUUGUUGUUCUCAAGUCCCUCGACCUCUACCAAGCCGCCCAUGCCCACCUCUGCUUCUCCCUCCUUCGCAUCAAGCGCAUUGCCGAAUGCCCCAACCUCCCCGAGGCCGUGAAGCGCGGCGUCUCCAAGCCAGUGCUCACCGAUGAAGAACGAACUGCGCUGCACAACGUUACGAGCGCCCUCUGCGCUCGCCAAGAGGUCCGCACCGUCACCGACAAGGCGAUUACGGGGAUAUGCAAGGCCAUGGGCAUCGAGCCUCCUGAGAAGAAGGGCAAGAAGGGCAAGAACCAACACAAGGAGAGGGACGAGUCAAAGACCAACGAGGCCAAGACAAAUGGAGACAACAAGACGGCCAAGGAUAAGAAGGAGGUGGAGGAAAAGAAGGACAACAAGCUAGACAGGAAGUCCAAGGAAAAGGAGGAGAAGGACGACAAGGAAAAGGAAAAGACAAAGACCGAGAAGCCCGCAAAUAAGGAAGCGGUAACAGAAGAAGGCUUGGACGACAACGACGACGACGACGAAAAACCAGUCAAUGACGAAGAGGAAGAGAAGAUUCUCUCCAAAUACGACGACUUGCUCGGUGGCUCGUCCUCCGAUUCGGACGCAGAUGACGAGGAAGAUGACGAGAGAUUUGCUUCCAAGGCUGCGGUCAAGAAGCGUCCUAUCGCAAAGGAACUUGAUCCGAUGGAGAUUACAGAUGAUGAGGAUGGAGGCUACGGCGAUGACGGAGACCUAGACCCCAUGGAAAUUACCGACGACGAAGCCGACGACGGCGGCUCGGAACAAAAUGGCGACGGUUCCGACGACGAAUUCGAAGGGUUCAGUGACUCGGAGGACGAAGGAUCAGCCACCAAUCCCCAAGAAGAACAGCCCGAAGAAGACGACGACGAUGAUGAAAACUCGGACAACAGCGGCAUCGACGCCGCCCCUUCAAAGAAGAAGAGCAAGUCCUCCUCAUCAUCAACCGCCAAGACGGAAAAACUGCAAAACUUCACCAUGGACUCCACCUUCCUGCCCACCCUCAUGGGCGGCUAUAUCUCGGGCUCCGAGUCGGCCUCAGACGUCGAUGUUGCCCCUCCCCGCAAGAACCGCCGCGGCCAGCGCGCCCGCCAGGCCAUUUGGGAGAAGAAGUACAAGGAGGAGGCCAAGCACCUGAAGAAGCAGCAGAAGGCCAGAGACGCCGGUUGGGAUUUGAAGAGGGGCGCGGUAGAAUCUUCGGAUGGCAAGCCGUGGAAGAAGGGCAGUCUUCUUGACCUUAAGAAUAAGGGCAAGGGUGGUAGCGAAGAGGGUGGUGAAGAAAAGGGUGGUGAUGCUCGGGCAGGAGGUGCAGGUGCUGCUGCGGCCAGAGGUGGUGAUAGGGGUCGUGGCGGCGGAAGCAGAGGUGGUAGGGGCGGUUCUGGAGCUGCUGCUGCUGCUGCUGCUGCUCCUCCGGCUAAGGCGCCCAAGAAGCGUGAUGAUAGCGGGCCGCUGCAUCCUUCGUGGGAGGCGAAGAAGAAGGCGAAGGAGAAGGAGAUGCUGUCGGCACCGUUCCAGGGCAAGAAGAUCACCUUCGACUAAGGACUUGCUACCAUAUACGUUAUUAGUGCAGUUGACGCGAUAUACCCUGCCAAGCUUUUGUUGGACCUCGCUCCAUAUCGAUAUCAUCACCCGUCAUUCCGUG